Molecule: messenger RNA, 486 nt
Organism: Microthlaspi erraticum
Lineage: Eukaryota; Viridiplantae; Streptophyta; Magnoliopsida; Brassicales; Brassicaceae
Source: the annotation of a GenBank genome assembly
AUGAUCAUGGAGGAGGUUGCUGGGAACUUGGACCAGGAAGCAGCUGGAGAGCUUGUAGCAGAGGAGGAGCAGCUUGAACCUGAGGAAGCUUUGGAAGCCUUGGCCUUACCAACUGGUCCCAUCACAAGGUCCCAGACUAAGAUGCUCAACCAAGACAUUGGAAGAGUACUUAGCCGUUUGAGUCGGCAUGAUCAGGAGCUUAAACAUUCCACUUUGCCAUUCAAUCCAUUCUCAUCUAUCUCUUUCCAUCGAUCCAUUCAUCCUUUCACCAUCUCACUCCAUUUCGCCAAGUUCUUUGAUUCCAUUCAUUCCAUCAUCAUCAUCCAACCUCCACUUGCUUCAAAGUGCCGAUUCUCUACAAGGGAUUUACCAAGUGGUAUCAGAGCCACUUUGAAGCUAAGUACUAUGGUGUCUGAGAAAGAAGAUGAAGAGGAUUCGAACAAGAGUCUCAGUGAAUCCCUUCUGGAUCAAAUCAAGAACUCAUGA